This is a messenger RNA of Penicillium riverlandense, 1161 nucleotides long. RefSeq lists its product as uncharacterized. The record is from RefSeq and is a predicted model, not a curated record. The coding region runs from base 1 to 1161 and encodes 386 amino acids. Lineage: Eukaryota; Fungi; Ascomycota; Eurotiomycetes; Eurotiales; Aspergillaceae. The transcript is spliced from 4 exons.
AUGCGGCUAAAUGAAGCCGCUGAACAUGGCUGGAAAAUGUUCAAUACUCGUUACGGGCCUUUCCAUUAUGAAGUGAAACGGCUGGUUUUUCAUCACCAUUCGAACUGCCCCUUGCCUAAACAUAGAGCUGAAGAGAUUAUCGACUUCUUCAUCCAUUACAAUGGGCCAAAGAUACUGCUAAUCCGCGGCAUUGACGGUCUCCUAACCCACAAGGUUCAUCUCGCCGACUUACUGGGCCAGUUGGGCCCUAGCAUUAGCCUUGCUAUCUACGAACCCCAAGUCGACCGAAACUGGAUCAUAUACGUGGAUGUGCCAACCAUCAUUUGUUGGGGCCGGAUGCAGGACGUGGUUCCGAACGAAGCAACUUCGUAUUUUAUGGACAAGGUAGAGGUCACAUACCAUGCAAAGGAAACCAUAUCCGCAGGAUGCCUCGCCAAUCACAACCAGGGGCGGAAUCGCAUCAAUGAAAUGGGAGUGCGUGACUUUCCGGGGGCUAUCCUAAUGCCAGCCCUCACUAAGACGCCAUCGGCCCCUGCUGAGACCGUGAUUCCAGAUCUAUCGUCUGCCGGCCGAAAACGGAAAUUCACAGAUCAGGAAGAUGGGAUAAUACUAUCCGCGCGCGUAACAUUCACCUCAUUCAAGGACAUCGGAAAAAUGCUGCGAUGUUCAGCGGAUUCUGUCUAUCAUCACUGGCAGCGACACCUACAAGAGCGACCUGUGCAGAAUGGCGAUGAUGACCCGAACCCAAUACUAGCACAAUCAUCGACUGAGGCCGCUCCCACCUCUAGCCCUAGCUCUGGCUCAAGCGGCUAUCGCGAACGGCAAAAAUCCACAGAGGAAGAGGACGACUGCAUCCUCGCUGAACGUGAAGGUGGAAUGACGUCGAGGGAGAUCGGUAGACAUCUUGUGCGGUCUAAUAGGCUUAAACAGAAAGCUACCUAUCAGGGUCAGCCGCUAAUCCAGAAAUGGCUCAAUGCGCGUGGACAACUGCCGUUUAUCAAAGAAGAGAACGAUUUCAUCAUCGCGAAACCUAAUGAAAGGAUGACGUGGGCGGAUAUCGAGGCAUCUUCAACUGGGUCCCGCAGCGGUCAACAGCAAAGCGCCCCCCGUGUGACACUCGAUGUUCCCCCAGUCCAGCCUCCUCAAGGGCGUCGGCCGUAA